CCAAAACAAAAACAAAGAGACCGACAUCAACCAUUAACCAUGAAAACUCUCGGCCUCUUCCUCCUCCCUCUCCUUCUCGCAGUCUCGGCCUCGGCCGCCUCCGUCCGAUACCUCGCUGGCGGUUGGACCCCGAUAAAGAACCUCAACGACAAGCAUGUGAUCGACAUCGCGAACUUCGCCGUGUCUGAGUACAACAAUAACGCUAACAGUUUGGCUAAGCUUGCGUUGAGCAAGGUGCUGAAGGGAGAGACUCAAGUUGUGGCCGGGAUAAAUUAUAAGCUGGUUAUAGAGACUAAGUCUGAUAAGGGUGUUGUUCGGAAUUAUGAGGUUAUUGUUUGGGAGAAGGAAUGGGAGAAAUUUAGGCAGCUUACUUCCUUUAAGCCUGUAAAGAGCUAGUUUUGAUGAUGGAAUCUAUGGUGCUAAUAAAGAUUUCUAUUUUUCAUCUU
This is a messenger RNA of Asparagus officinalis (garden asparagus), 446 nucleotides long. RefSeq names its product cysteine proteinase inhibitor 1-like. The record is from RefSeq and is a predicted model, not a curated record. NCBI's taxonomy places the organism in Eukaryota, Viridiplantae, Streptophyta, Magnoliopsida, Asparagales, Asparagaceae. Bases 40 to 396 code for a protein of 118 amino acids. The transcript has a single exon. Gene Ontology annotation, molecular function: cysteine-type endopeptidase inhibitor activity.